UGGAAACCAGAAAUAAGGUUACACAGGACAGAGCUCCCACAGCAACAUGUCUGUAAGGAGGAGGAGGUUCCUGCUGAGCAGCAGCUCUGUACUCAGGAGAGGAGCUCCAGUCUGGACCAGGAGGAGCCAGAGCCUCCUCAGAUUAAAGAGGAGCAGGAGGAGGUCUGCAGCUGUCAGCAGGGAGAGCAGCUUGUACUGAAGAAGGAGGAAGAAGAUUUUAUGUUGACUCCUACUAAUGAGAGAAGAGACCACAGUAAAAAUCAGACUCUGGACUUCAAUCUUGAUGACGCUGUAAGUGCAGCAGAGACAGAGUCUGGAAACAUACCAGUUUUAACCUAUGUGAUACCAGAACCAAACUGUGUCUCUCAGCAGCUCCUCUCUGUCAGCUCUCAUGAAGCUGAGAGCAAAGAUCAGAUAGGAGGCAGACGUCUACCAAAGCUUCUCCUAAAGGAAAGCAAUAGUCACACAAAUGAUAUGUACAACUCCACUACGUCAAACAUUCACAUCAAUACUUCAACUGGAGAAAAGUCUCUUAAAUGUGACACUUGUGGGAAAGCUUUCCAGCAUCCGUCGAACUUAGAAAUACACCUGAGAAUCCACACAGGUGAGAAACCGUUUACAUGCAAAACAUGUGGGAGAGCUUUCCGACAGAAAAGUCACCUAACAGGCCACAUGAGAACCCACACGGGUGAGAAGCCAUUUACCUGUGAAACAUGUGGGAAAGCUUUUAGACUCAAUUCUGAAAUGACAAUCCACAUGAGAAUCCACACAGGUGAGAAGCCGUACGUAUGCAAGACCUGCGGGAAAAGUUUCCAUGACGCAUCAAUAUUGAGGUAUCAUAUGAAAACCCACACAGGUGACAAGCCGUUUAUUUGUGAAACGUGUGGGAAGGAUUUCAGACACAAGAGUCAACUGAUAAUCCACAUGAGAAUCCACACAGGUGAGAAGCCGUUUACUUGUGAAAUAUGUGGGAAAGCUUUCAGACAAAGUUCAGAAAUGCCAGUCCACAUGAGAAUCCACACAGGUGAGAGGCCGUACGUUUGCAAGACCUGCGGGAAAAGAUUCCGAGAAGCAUCAGUGUUGAGAAGGCAUACAAGAACCCACACAGGUGAGAAGCCGUUUACCUGUAAAACGUGUGGGAAAGCUUUCAAACAGAGUGGUGACUUGACGGUCCACAUGAUGACCCACAAGGGUGAGAAACCGUUUGCUUGCAUCAUAUGUGGGAAAACUUUCAGAAGUAACUGGCACAUGAGAAUCCACAUGAGAACUCACACAGGUAAGAAGUCAUAAUUUUGCAAGACCUGCAGGAAAAGACACGUUAAUGUGUCUCAACUGUCAAAAUCUCAGAAUGACAAGUAGCCUUGUAUUUGUUAAAUGUGUGUGAGAUGAUUCUUUUAUGUUCAUGGUCAAAACACGCAACAACUCAUUGAAGAGAAGAGUUGCAUAAUUGCAGCACUUGUGGGAAAAGUUUUACUCAAAUCACAUUCUU
Molecule: messenger RNA, 1489 nt
Organism: Plectropomus leopardus (leopard coralgrouper)
Lineage: Eukaryota; Metazoa; Chordata; Actinopteri; Perciformes; Serranidae
Source: RefSeq, a predicted model, not a curated record